UCGGUUUGCUACAAUCAAACGAACCGAACAAUUUCUUUUGAAACGGUGAUACUCUAGUUCAGUUCAAUGCGAACGUGAGAACGGUGUGGACGUGCCAAAAAUACUACGCGGAACCAUCGUAAUUGAAAUAAUACUACAGCCACUAAUAAUUUCAAUUAAACUUGUAAUAAUUAAUAAAAAAAAUAAUUUAUUAAUUUUUUUCCCCAAUACAAAACUCCAAAUGAAUGCAAUUAAUUAUUAGAAAAAAAAACAAUUUUUCCAAUUGUUAAAAAAAACAUUACAAGAAAAUUCAAAAGUCCUGGAUUAUUUUGAAUUUUUCUUUAAAAAACAGUUUAACUGUGUUUAAUAUUAAUUUAUAAAAAAAAAUCUCUUUAAAACUUUAAGUUUUUUCUAAAAAAUCUCAGAGAUUUAAAAAAUUUCUAAAAAAUUGUUUUGUUUUAAUUUUUAUGUUAUUUUUAUACAAACUGUGAUUUUUGUUUAAUUAAAAAAAAAGAAAAUCUCAUAACUAACUAAAUUAUUUGUUAAAAAAAAAGAAACAAACUUGUGGUUUACCUUGCAUUAUAACAACAAUCACCUUAAACAAAAAAAAAUUUAUAAAAAAAAUCCAAGAAACAUUUAAGCAUAAAUUUUUGUAGUUUUUGGCCAAAAAAAGAAAAACAAAAGCAAACACACACACACACAAUUACAAAUCCAGUGUUUUAAAAAAAACUAUUAUUUAAAACAAUUACAAAUUUUAAUUAAAAAUAAACAAAAAUUUAUCUCAAAGAUAUUUCCAACUGAAAAAAAUAUAUAAUUUUGAAAACAAACGGUAUUUCCCCAUUAAUGAUAAGUGACGUUAACAAUUAAAUUGUAAAGAAAAACGCAAAAGCAAAAACAACAAACGCAAACUCAACAUACUUUGCAAACAAGUGAGCAGUGAAAAGAGAAACAGCAAACCAAUUUACAAGAGAAGAAUAUAUAAACUGAAAGAGUUUUCAACUAACGGAUUUUUUACAAAAACAAAUUCAUCUCCACUAACUGGGGGAGAUAGUUUUGCUUUGUAAUUUUCCGUAACUAAUACAAAAAAACUCCUGUUUUAACCUACUGAGUCGUCUUCUGUCUUUACCCCCACCUCCAAAAACAACAAGCCAAAAACAAUGACCUUGCCUAGUGUUACACCCAACCAACAAUGCGACGAUGAUUCGGACAUGUUUGGACCACCCCGUACCUCCCCACCCAUUGGCUAUCAUCAUCAUCGGUCACGCGUUCCUAUGAUUUCGCCCAAAUUGCGUCAACGUGAGGAACGCAAACGCAUCUUACAGCUGUGCGCCCACAAAUUGGAACGUAUCAAGGAUUCGGAAACAAAUCUCAGACGCAGUGUUUGCAUUAAUAACACCUAUUGUCGUUUAACCGAUGAACUCAGACGUGAAAAACAAUCUCGCUAUUUGGCCAAUUUACCUAGAACUGACUCCAAACCUGAAUCGGCCAGAGAUAACAUUUUCAAUCCCUACAAUAGCUGCGGCAUUGACAACUCCAAUCAUCAACCUUCCCACAAACAAUUAGCACAAAAUAAUGACAACAAUUCCAUGGAAAAAACUGAAAACUCUAACUGUAUUAACAAUUCCACACAUGACUCCUGCUCCCAGUUGGGAGAGAAACAAAUCAGCAGCAAUCAAAGUGAGGCAAAUUGUCAGACAAACUCUCCUGCUCGCAAACGUCCUCUUAUGUCCAGUAACAUUGAUAACGACUUGGAAAUUUUAGAUCGUGAAUUAAGUGCUAUCAACUCACCCAUGCCACUCAUAGACCCCGAAAUAACCCAAGGAGCCGAACAACUGGAAAAAGCUAUUUCAUCACGCAAACGUCAACGCAGCGAGGAUGAAAGUGAUCGUUUGGUGAGAGAGGCUUUAUCACAGUUUUACAUACCACCCCAGCGUUUGAUAUCGGCCAUCGAUGACUGCCCUCUAGAUAUAGUAAAUGUGGGCAGUUUAUCGCCGAAAAGACAAAAAAUGGGCAGUGAUUUGGAAUUGGAUUUUGAUUUGAAUCAAAAUCAAAAGGAAUUUGAGGUCAUAAUGGAUGCUUUACGUUUGGGUUCACCCAGUCCCACGCCUAGUGUGGGCAGUGAUUCUUGUGGCCAGGCCGCCAUGUUAAGUGAAUCGUCCAAUGUUUUCCAUAAUUUAGUGGUAACAUCUUUGGAAACAUGAAAGUUCCAGUAAUUCUACAAAUUAACUAAAAAGAACCCCUAGAGAUUAAAGCAAACAACAGGCAAAUUUAAUUUGCUACUCGUUUUAAAUAGUUAAUUUAAUUUACAAAACAAACAAACACACAGACAGACAAACAAAAAUAAUUUAAAAAAAAAAUUAAGUUUUUAAGUUUUUUUAGAAUUUAAGUUAAAUUUUUGUUAGAUAAAUUUCUAUAUUUUUCCUAAAACACAAAAACAAAAAAACAUUCUGUUUAAUUUUCUUUAAAUUUUUUUACUAUUUAUAUAUAAACAAAAACUAAAUAAUUAUUAUAAAUUGUAGUAAAAAAAAGCUUAAAAUUAUAUACUUAAACGCUUCUAUAUAUAAACAUUUAUGCUUACAACUUUACAUGUAUAUGACAAACAUGAAUGAAAUGAAUGAAUACUUUAUUAUACAUAAAUAUUUAAGUAUAAAAUAUUGUAUAUAAGUUAUAAAAGAUUUAGUUAAACAAUAUUUAAUGCUUCAUAUAAACAUAUAUAUUCAAAUUUGCUACAAAAAAUCAUCAAAACAAAAAAAAAAAAAAAAAAAAACAAUUUUCUGUAAAUCUAAAAAUUAUUUACUAAUAAUCAAAGAAUUUAUAGUCAAAACAACAAAACUAAAUUGAAAAUUAAACAUUUUCUAAAGAAAAACAUAUUAAAACAACAAGAAACAAUACUCUUAAGAAACUGGCUUAAUGAAAUUAAAAAUCUACUUCCUGUCAAAGCUUGUUAAUUAAAAUUCAAAAUUUUUAAGAAAAUUAUCCACCAGUUUCCUAGUCACCCCCCAAGCAAACAACAAAAAAAUAACCGUUUUAAGAAAAAAAGGUUUCACUUUUUUAAACAUUUUUAAACAAAUCAAAUACAUUUCACUUUGAAAGACAUAGAAAGAAACCAAGAGAGAGUAUAGUGAUCGAGCUUAAUGAAAAAGGAUAUUUAACAAACUUCCUUAAAGAAAGUGUAAACAUAGAGGAAAUUAAUGUAAACAAAGACUAGACUUGUUUAUCAUUCAUUGUAAACAAAUGAACUGUGUAAACACGGCUCUGUCACUAUUUCUCGCUAAACGGUAAUUUAGCCCAGUGUUGUAUUAAUUUGUGUUUUGAAGUCUACUCCUUUUUUUAGGGUGAAACAAACCUCUUAACAAAAAUUAAAAAAAAAACAGUAUUUUCUUUAACAAAAAAAAAACAACAUAAAAUUUUAAGUUCAUUUUGAAAAAAGUGCAAUUAGUAUUUGGAGUAAUUCAAAAACCAACAAACAAAACAACAACAAGUAACAAUUAAAAGCCUCAAUAUAAAUAAUAAAUUUUUGUUG
Molecule: messenger RNA, 3502 nt
Organism: Lucilia sericata (common green bottle fly)
Lineage: Eukaryota; Metazoa; Arthropoda; Insecta; Diptera; Calliphoridae
Exons: 2
Coding region: 1137-2180 (347 amino acids)
Source: RefSeq, a predicted model, not a curated record